Messenger RNA from Geodia barretti, 4304 nucleotides. The record is from the annotation of a GenBank genome assembly. NCBI's taxonomy places the organism in Eukaryota, Metazoa, Porifera, Demospongiae, Tetractinellida, Geodiidae.
UCUUUUUGUGAGAAGAAGAGAAUUGAUGAACUUGCACAUCACAUGCAGCAUGGAAGCAAGACGGUUCCUUGUUGUAGCCAGCCUCUGCUGGUGGCCCUGUUGCUCUCAGCUGCAGGGGCUAUAGUUGGAGUUGAGGAGGAGUGGGGAGAAGGACUGAAGGUACUGAGAACGUAUGUCCCUGGGCAGUGCGAGGUCAGAGCACAGAACGUGACGUCGUCCACUAUCACUAAUGUCGGGAGACUGACAACGGGACAGAGUUCGGAAAGAGUUUUGACUACAACUCACCGUACAUUGUGGCACUUGGUCGAGGAAGGAUCAUAGCUGGCAUGGACCGUGGACUGGUGGACACGUGUCUCUGGGAGAGACGGAGGAUAACCAUCCCUCCCCACCUCGGCUACGGGGCGUCGGGAGUGGGCGCCGUCAUCCCUCCCCAUGCCACCCUCGUGUUCUACAUCAGACUCAUCAAGAUUGAGAGGGGUGGAAUCCAGUUACAGAAAGACGUGAGCCUUGAGGACCUGUGGCUGGCUGGGAUGGAGGCCUACCGUACCAACGAAUGGCAGACUGUCAUUGACCAACUGGAGGAGGCCAUUCGCGCCUUUGAUGCCUACCAGAAUGCUACCCUUCUCUGUUUACAGCAGUGCAGUCAGAAUGGCCCUCCACAGCUAUCAGACAAAGACAAGGAGACAAUGAAAAAAUACGCUGGAGGAACUGAGGAUCAUCUCUUUCUCCAGUUCCUCACGUACGCCGCGAAGGCCAGGUGUGUCCGGGAAUGCAAGGCAGAGGCCCUGACGCCCAACCAGCGAUACCCAGACCCCGAGAUCCUGGUCAGGCUCAAGAACAGAGACCCCUACUCCUUCCUCCACUUCGCCUACUACCAGCUGGGUGACUUUAAGGAGGGAGCAAAGUGUUUCUUCACCUUCAUGUUCCACAACAUGAACAGCGACCUGAUACCUGGCAACGACCGCUUCUAUCGCAAAACCCUGGAAUGGGGACGGAUGAUUAUUGAGUGUAACAUUAAGUGGGUGUGGUCCACCUGCGGCCGCCUCUCUGCAGGUCUGAAGGCCUACGACCAGGAGAAUUUCCUGGAGACGGUGGACCUGAUCGAGUCAUCCCUCCCGCUGUACCGAGAGGCCCUGGAUCGCUGCCUUCUCCUCUGCGAGGACAUGCUGGUCAUGAACACCACUGAACCUGACAUGAGCGACGGAAUGAGGGAGAUACUUGAUUACUACAAACCCGCUCUGGCACCCGACACACUCGACUAUCACUCUGUCCUCACCUUUGCCGUGAGAGAGCUCCUAGAGUGCAGGGUGCGUUGCCACGACGAUGUUGCAAGGGUGAGGGGAGAGGUGCUGGGCGAAUAUCUUCCUCAUCACUUCCACUACCUUCAGUUUUCUUACUAUAAAUUGGGGCAGCUGCUGAAGGCGGCAGAGUGUGCAGCCACCUACCUCAGCAUGGCUCCCAGCGAUGAGGUCAUGUUGCAUAACAUACGCUACUUCACCAACAAUUACAAGCUGCGGUCGGAGGACUUCGUGCCCAGAGAAGAGUACGUCGCCAUUGUGGAGAAACUGGCGACAGAGAAGAGACUGCUCCACUUCGCGGCUCACGGGGAGCCCCUGAAGAAACAGGGCCGACGAGGCGACUGGGAGCCAAAACAAAAACACGAAGAGCUCUGACACAAUAGUGUACACUUGUCUCCUGGAGGUCACGCCGUACAUGAAUGGAUGGUUUUUGCACAAUUGUAUAGGUAUGCCUUCAACGAUGGCAAUCAUAGGACCAUAUCCUUCUACAGAGCUAUUGUUUACCCAUGUCAUGCUGCCCGCCACUUUCACAUUGAUAGUGUAAAGUUUCCUUUGAGUAUGUUAAUAUACUCAGUAGCAUAAUUCCAUGAAUCAUUGUGUAUAUAUAAAAAUGACUAUUAUGAAUCGGUAUGUGACUGAUAGCAUGAAGCCUGGGGGAAUGCACAGCUACAUGGUUGCGUCAUUAUUUGUUCAGGAUAGCUCAAAUAUUUGUAUGCGCUGGUUGCCCUCGUCGGCAAUCAAAAUCUCUCCCUGGGGUGUCACGCACACAUGCCGUGGAGUCAGAAAUUCGCCCUCCCCGCUGCCCUUCUUCCCGAGGUAGGUAAGGAAGACCCCCGCCGAGGAGAACAGACACACCUGCGAGGUCCCAGUGUCUGUCACGACAAUGUACCCCUCCCGGGUGACAGCCACUCCGUACGGUGACUCCAGGAUAAUGUCCGACCCAAUCUGUUGGUACUCCACCACGUCUUUCGUGUGGACCACCCGCCACACGCAGUGGCUGUGAUGGUCCGCCACCACCAGCCCUCCGUCAGACGUGGUGGCAAUCCCGACCGGGUGUUUCAGGACGGCCUGACUCUGCUGCCCACAGUUCAGGACACCCUUGAGCUUCCCGUUGGCCUGCACGAUGUGGAUGCAGCUCUUCUGCCAGUCCGAUAUGUAGAUCGAGUCACCCAACACUGCCAUACCCCACGGCUGGUUGACCUUGCACGACUUGUGCAACUUGUUGGUGAACGCAUUGUCAAAGACCCCAUUCUUGAAACGGUAGACAGACUUCUUUCCUUCCUUGUCGAGAAUGUACAGGUUGUUUUCGGUGUCUGUCGUGAGGCACACUGGACCGUAGAUCUGCUCCUGGCUCUGAGGGCCGGUGAUUGUGUCCAUCACUUUCCCGCUGCGAGUGAUGACUUUGACACAGUGGCUGUGGAUGUCACUCACUAUGACUGCGUCUGUUUCUCCCACGGCAAUGCCACAAGGCUUCAUGUUGCUGGACUGCUCGUCACAUGAAAUGAUGUGCUUCAACUUGACCUUGACCAUCCUCCUUGUGCUCCCUGCUGAGCGGCGAGUGAGAUACAUUUGUGGCGGUACCUUUCGGUCAUGGCGCCUGAAAGAGGCUGUUGCAAAUGGCUCUUCAUAGAUGGGGCUGUCGUCCUCGGUCACGCCGCUCUGUGUCCUUUCCUUUAUGGACUCCAGCGUCAACUGACUGUUGUGGUGAGCGCUUCUGUCGGGAGGCGAGGGAGAUUGUAUAGGGGUUACCCCUUUGAUCAAAACGUAGCCACUUUCGCUAAUGUUCUCAGUUUCUUCAGACAGACUGCCGAGGUCGUUGAAAUCGAUGGACGUUCCUUCAAAUGUAACGCUGAGUGGCCUCUCCACUUGUGCAAGUUGUGUGGACACGUCGUGGAUCUGCUUGUGGAUGAACUGGAGGGUGGAUAUCAGUCCAUGGGUGCUGGUAAGCAGGGCCACGUCCCCUGGCUGCUGCAGAGAGGCUCGCACUUGGUCCACGUAGCGUGACAGCAGCCCCACAUUCCGUCGCACCACCUCGUCUUUCUUGGUGAGGUCUGCAAUGGCCUUCAUGCUCUCGGCCUCCACUCUGUCUACCAGCUCCUUCUCCCUCUCCUCCAACAACUCCCUUGCCUGCUUGAAGAACUGCCUGAUGUGAUUACUGGACGCUGUCGUCUCGUUCACUACCACCUUCUUCAGCUCGCUUAUGUGGCCCGUGACCUCGCUCGCGGUGAACACGGCCUCGCAGCUCGGCUGCAUCAAGGCUCGGAGCCCCGCAGCCAUCCUGUCUUCGGCCUCCUGGGCGCUCCGCACCUGGUCAAUGUGGGACUUGUGCCCAGAGAGCAUGCAGUGACCGCACACCAGCGUCUUGCAUUCGACGCAGUAGAACUCCUGGGCGCUGCUGUGCUCCGAGCACAUGGACAGCUCCCUGGGCGGCAAUGCUCCGUUGUUCAGGUCUACGGAGGAGGUCCUCCGGCGACGGAUGAGGAGUCGGAUCUCUUCUCGAUUGGUGUCUGUCCACCCCGCGGCGUUCGCCUCUAGCAUUCUGUUGAGAGCGGUGCUCGUGCUCAGUUUCUCCGCGUCUCCACUGGAAACGUUGGUAGUCUCUCCGCACGUCGGACAGGAGUACACGACUUCGCUCCCCGCCGCUCGAGGCGGUUCCGCAGACUCACUGCCGCUGGAGGAGGUGCUCGCGUUGGCUCCGUUGCUUCCUCCUCCAGAUAUCUCGUAGACAAGGCUGCUGUCGCUGGGGAUCCGAGGGAGGACCCCGCGCCGCUUAGAGCUCAGCUGUCGCUGGAGGCAGGCCCGGCAGAACGAGUGGGCGCAGUCGAGUCUCUUGGGUUCGAGGACGACGCCCAGACACAGCUCGCAUACCAGCUCCUCCAGCACGCCGUCCGUCGCCUCCCCGCUCUCCGCUGCACUCGACAUCGCCGCUGUAUAUUAGCUAUAGCUGUAGUUUCGUCUUCCGUUUGGAGGACCGUCACAGUCUGUAUUAUAUCUGCAUGCAGAAUC